CGCUGGUCACGUUAUGGUUUGAAACCUAAACCUCAUCCAAGUUUGCAGGUAAACAGUGAGAUGACAGAUCGCCUGAGAGAGUUGAGGGAAAGGUCGCAGAAACGAAAGCAGCUACUUGCACAAGCGUUUGGCGUGGCAAACCCAGAUGGCCUCAAGACGGUGUUGAAGAGCAAACAUGACUUGGAAGAGGAAGAAAAGGACUCGAAGCAAACAAAGGAGUCGGCCUCGACUUCUAAAGGACCUGAUGGGGAAGAGGAGAUAAAAACUGAACUUAUCAGCCCUGAAAGUAAACUGAGGAAAAAGGUGGGUGCUGAGAAGGAAGAAGAAUUUUGUGAAGAGGAAGAAAUAUACACUGACUCCAGUACAUUUCUCAAGGGAACUCAGAGUGCCAACCCUCACAAUGAUUACUGCCAAAAUUUCGUUGACACUGGUGAACGCCCGCAGAACUUCAUCAGAGAUGUUGGCUUAGCUAACAGAUUUGAAGAAUACCCAAAGCUGAGAGAGUUAAUUCGAUUGAAAGAUGAAUUAAUUGCUAAAACAAAUACCCCGCCAAUGUAUCUGAAAACAGACCUGGACACCUUUGACCUUCAGGACCUGAGGAUAAAGUUUGAUGUGAUACUGGUGGAACCACCCUUAGAGGAGUACAACAGAGCCCAGGGGGCAGUGUUUGAUACAUACUGGAACUGGGAUCAGAUAGAGAGUUUAGACAUUGCCAGUGUCGCGGCUCAGAGGUCGUUUAUCUGGUUAUGGUGUGGUAACGCUGAGGGCUUGGAGCGGGGGAGACUGUGUUUGAAACGCUGGGGCUUUAGGAGAUGUGAAGACAUAUGCUGGAUAAAGACUAACAUCAAAGACCCAAAGGCUAAGCGAAAUCCAGAACCAAAUGCUGCCUUUAACAGAACAAAGGAACACUGUAUAAUGGGGAUAAAGGGAACUGUGAAGAGAAGUACAGAUGGGGAUUUUAUCCACGCCAAUGUGGACAUAGACUUGAUCAUAGCAGAGGAACCAGAGUAUGGCAGUAAGGAGAAACCUGUGGAGAUAUUCCACAUUGUAGAACACUUCUGUCUGGGCAGGAGGAGGCUGCAUUUGUUUGGCAGGGACAGUACGAUACGCCCAGGAUGGCUGACGCUGGGCUCAGAGAUUACCUCAAGUAACUUUGACCCGGAUGUUUAUGCCAGCUAUUUCAAGGAUCCCAGCAGUAUGACGACAGGCUGCUCUGAGGAAAUUGAGAGACUUCGUCCCAAAUCCCCUCAGCCCAAGAAUAGCAGUCAGAACAUGCAGAAUUCUGGUAGUCGGGGGCGUGGUGGUAGAGGUGGAGGGAUGAUGAGGGGAUCUAACAAGGGAGGGAACCCGUCUGGCCGGGGUAGGCGAGGAAUGGGUGGCCGGGGAAGGAUGGGUGGAUUCAGGGGGCGUGGGAUGCACAGACCAAUGCAGAGAUAAUAUGUUGUAACCCUGCUAACAUCUGCUAGACCUCUGACCACAUAUUGAUAACACUUAAUGAUCAUCAGUGUCAUUACUGUUCUCUACAUGCCAAAAAAAAUCAUUUAAAUCAUUAUGAUCUUUGUUGAAAUGUUGUCAGUGAGAUGUGUGAGUUCAAUCCAGGUUUAUAUCUGACGUGUAUGAUGCACGAGUGUGUUGGGUUUGCAGCUGGCACUACUUGAUCCAUCCAGUACCUAAUUUAAAUAUUUUAAUGAUAUAAACAAAAAGACCAAUACUUCAUUUAUACUUUAUCUUGGUUGUAGUUUUACAUCCAUUUCGCAUUGUUGACACUGAAUAACUUGUAUUAUCAUUCCUUCUGAACUUUGGUUUACAUCAAGAUGUUUUUAUUGGUAAUAAGUGUACCAGAUCUGUUUUUUUCAGCAUAUAGUUGCUUGCGCAUCGCUUGCAGUUGCUCUUCGAUUCUAAUUAAAUAUGAUGACAAAUACAUAACAUUAAAGUCAACUCUUUGCACAAUCCUUGAUGUUCGUGAUUCAUAAAUGUCAACCUGCAGUGUAAAUAACUGCCAUGCUCAGAUCAUUGAAAUAAAUCCAUCUCCCA
Molecule: messenger RNA, 2034 nt
Organism: Liolophura sinensis
Lineage: Eukaryota; Metazoa; Mollusca; Polyplacophora; Chitonida; Chitonidae
Product: N6-adenosine-methyltransferase non-catalytic subunit-like
Exons: 10
Coding region: 61-1437 (458 amino acids)
Biological process (GO): mRNA modification
Cellular component (GO): RNA N6-methyladenosine methyltransferase complex; nucleus
Molecular function (GO): mRNA binding
Source: RefSeq, a predicted model, not a curated record